ACAUGGUAGGAGAAUCUAGUUGUUACUGGUCGCGUUGAAGCAGGGACCAUCAAAGUUGGUGAAGAAGUUGAAAUUUUGGGGUUAACGCAGGGUGCCCCUUUAAAAACUACAGUUACUGGGGUUGAGAUGUUCAAGAAGAUCUUGGAUCAAGGACAGGCUGGAGACAAUGUCGGACUUCUUCUUCGUGGACUAAAAAGAGAGGAUGUGCAGCGUGGAAUGGUAAUUGCCAAACCUGGAAGCUUGAAGACAUACAAAAGGUUUGGGGCAGAGAUAUAUGUCCUCACGAAAGAUGAAGGUGGACGUCAUACGGCCUUUGAAUCAAAUUACAGGCCCCAGUUUUAUCUGAGGACGGCAGAUGUCACUGGAAAAGUGGAAUUACCUGAAAGUGUUAAGAUGGUUCUGCCAGGGGACAAUGUCACUGCAACUUUUGAGCUGAUCUCACCCGUGCCUCUUGAAGCAGGACAAAUAUUUGUCUUGAGAGGAGGUAGAACUGUUGGUGCUGGUGUCAUAUCGAAAGUACCGAGCUAAGAAGUUUUCGUUUUGGUUUA
Hibiscus syriacus is the source of this 548-nucleotide messenger RNA. Its product is annotated as elongation factor Tu, mitochondrial-like. The record is from RefSeq and is a predicted model, not a curated record. The coding region runs from base 127 to 528 and encodes 133 amino acids. Gene Ontology annotation, biological process: mitochondrial translational elongation. The transcript has 5 exons. Gene Ontology annotation, molecular function: translation elongation factor activity. Gene Ontology annotation, cellular component: mitochondrion. Lineage: Eukaryota; Viridiplantae; Streptophyta; Magnoliopsida; Malvales; Malvaceae.